AUGAGCUCCCAUAAGAAGACCCCGUAUGUGGCUGUCCCGACAACACCUGGGGAGGCCCAGGCUUCCGACUUCGCCGAAGAGUUCGAAAUGCAGAUGCUAGGACUAGAAGAUGACGGAACUAUCAGUAGACAUCACCAAGAAGAAGAAGAUGUAGAUACCCAAGCCGAGGGUCAAUCUUCGAUGUCUAUGGCAUUCAUGAACAUGGCCAAUUCCAUCUUAGGUGCAGGGAUCAUAGGACAACCAUUUGCCUUUAAGAAUAGUGGAUUAUUAGGAGGCAUUGUAGUGCUUGGACUCUUGACGGUGUUAGUUGAUUGGACACUUCGCUUGAUUGUGGUUAAUGCCAAUCUUUCUCAGAGCAAAUCGUACCAGGACACUGUGAGUUACUGUUAUGGUCGAUGGGGGAAGAUAGUUCUUCUUUUCGCUAUUGGAUCGUUUGCUUAUGGUGGACUAAUGGCCUUCUGUGUCAUCAUUGGAGAUACCAUCCCCCACGUCUUACGGGUGGUGAUUCCUCUGUCGGUUACUGAUGAUGGCUCUCCAUUCAGUUGGUUGUUCCGUCGGAACACGGUGAUCAUUAUGUUUACGACGUUUAUAUCGUACCCAUUGUCACUUAAUAGAGACAUUAGCAAGUUAGCCAAAGCUUCGGGGCUUGCCUUGGUGGGUAUGAUCAUAAUUGUGGUGAUAACCGUGGUCCGAGGUCCAAUGGCUGAUAGUAGUUUGAAAGAACCAUUAACUCCGCUACAAUGGACGGUGAAUUUUAAUAUCUUUCAAGGUAUCUCCGUGAUUUCCUUUGCCUUGGUCUGUCACCAUAACACGUUAUUCAUUUAUAAUUCGUUAAGAAACGCAACCGUCACCAAGUUUGCCAAGUUAACCCACAUAGCAUGUUUUGUGUCGAUGCUUUGUUGUCUUGUGAUGGCCGUCAAUGGUCUAAUCAACUUUGGGAAUGCAACGAAGGGCAACAUCUUGAAUAAUUUCAAAAGUAACGAUAAUUGGAUCAAUAUCGCCAGACUCUGUUUUGGGUUAAACAUGUUAACCACUUUCCCCUUGGAACUUUUCGUGGUUAGAGAUGUGAUUAAAGAAAUCGUAUUGGCAAAUCAAGAUGGUGGAAGUGUUCAUGAUGUUGAAUUGUCUAAAAUGCAUCAUUUCUUGAUCACCACUGUCUUAACAUUCACGUCAAUGAGUGUGGCAUUAUUCACAUGUAAUUUGGGAGUGAUUUUGGAGUUGAUUGGUGCAACUUCUGCUUCUCUAAUGGCUUAUAUCAUUCCUCCAGCUUGUUAUAUCAAAUUAUCAUGGCAAAGGAAGGACUAUUAUAAUUUGAGCAAACCGGAUAAAAGGAAGUUUCUUCUUCACCGAUUAGCACCCAGUGGUUUCUGUAUAUUCUUUGGCUUUGCAGUGAUGAUAAUAAGUUCUAUCGGAAGCAUAAACUCAAGUUUAAACUCCAAAGAUGCUGGUCAUUGCAAUGUGGAGUAA
This is a messenger RNA of Lizanozyma spartinae, 1467 nucleotides long. RefSeq lists its product as uncharacterized. Gene Ontology annotation, molecular function: amino acid transmembrane transporter activity. Gene Ontology annotation, biological process: amino acid transmembrane transport. The transcript has a single exon. Lineage: Eukaryota; Fungi; Ascomycota; Pichiomycetes; Serinales; Debaryomycetaceae. Bases 1 to 1467 code for a protein of 488 amino acids. The record is from RefSeq and is a predicted model, not a curated record. Gene Ontology annotation, cellular component: endoplasmic reticulum.